UCAAGGGAAAAAAUGAGGGAUAUGUGAAUUUCUAUAGUAUAUUAUAGGAAUAAUUUAAUGGAUGUAAUAUAUAAAAAUUUAUAAAUAAGAGAGUAAAUUUGUAAGGGCCAUUUUUUUCUGUCAUUGCCUGCUAUAUUCUUUACAGAAUGAAUUUGAUAAUCCUCGAAUGUUUAUUUUGAGGAUAUGCUAAAAAUGUUUUUAAUAAUUUUUAAAAGUGAAAUCAAAAUAAUGUUCUGCUAAGUCUCUUUAGCCCAUUUUUUCAAUCCUACAUUUUCAUUAUGUUCAGUUCUCUCCCGAGCGCCAGCAAAAUCUAUCAGAAUUCAGUCAAACCCCGGCAAAAGAGUGCUUCUAGUGUUAAAAAAAGACGAAAAAAAGUACAUACCGGCCCAAACCAACCUGCUAGUAUUUUGGAUGAUUCGGUAGUGUCGCUUGUGAAUUGCGAUCAAGAAUCUUUUGGUGUAUCAAAUGAUUUUAUUAAUAACCAGAAAGAUUUGUGUGACAAUAGGAUUCAUAGCUGGAAACGAGAAAAUUCCUCUCCCGAGAUGAGUCAUAAUUCUGUGGAAACUUGUGAGAUAAGUUCAAGAAGUACUAAUACAAUGCCUGAUCAAAUCAAUCACGUAGACAGUCAAAUGAAAGAAAUGCAUAGUAGAAAGCUGUCUAUGGAUUUGGGUUGUAUACAAAAUGAUGUAUUACCCAAACAAUUGAAUGAAAAUGAACAGCAUAAUCAAUUUGAAUCAAAUGUUGAAGAAAAUUUUGCAGUAAAUGAUCCAUCUGUUAUGCAUGAGAAACUUCAAGAAGAAUUUGAAGUAGCGCUAAUUCCUGAAAUCCUUCAUGCUGAUUCCAAUCUACAGGAUUUAUCUUGUAAUGAAUCUAUUGAAUUUGAUCAAACAAAUGAAAAAGAGGAUCUUGAAACAACAUUGAAAGAAGUAGAAGCUUCAAUUGACUAUGAAUCUUCAAAAGAGCUGUCUAAUAAGGUGGCACAAAUGAAUGAAACAGCUGAUGAAAACUUCAUUCAUCCUGAGGAUUUUGAAUCAAACUUAUCCUCUCAGUCCUCAGAAAGACAGCAUUUUAUAAAUCAAAAUAUUACAGAAAGUUCAAAUAUUGAUAGUGCUGCUGCUAUACAUAAUAUUAUCUAUAAAGAAAAUAAUGAUACAUACACUCCUGAAGUUGAAAAUGCUAUCAAAACACUCAAUUUGGAUAUUUGUCACACUGAAAGUUCAAAUAAUAUUAAUGAUGUUAUCUGUACCAACUAUAAGGAAAAUACAGAUUCUGCUACUGUCAAUGAUUCUGAAUCUCAGCUGAAUAUCACACCAGCUAACCCUGAUAUAAAUGGUAACUGCUUUAUUGAUAACAAUACCAACAAUUCAGAAGAAAUUGAUGAAUCCUGGAGGAAUGCUGAUUCUUGUGAUUCAAAUAAUCCAGAUAUUGAAGUCUCUGUAACAAGGACAAAUAGUGGUUCUAUUAAAGGCCAAAUAGAAUUCUGCAUGAGGACUCAAUCACCUGAACAAAGUGAAUUAAGUUACACUGAAAGUAUGCUGUGUGAAGCUAAAGACUGUCAUCAAGAAAUUUUGCCUCCUGAAAAAAUCUUUUCCAAUUCUGCUGAAAAAUCAGAAGAUUUCAUUUUAUUACCUGAGAAGAUAAAAGAUUUUAAUAUCAAGAAUUCUUCUAAUAUCAGUCAAAGCUUUUCUGAUCUUUUACAGAAACAUUCUCAAACUGCAGUAUCUAGUCGCUGUUCUUCAUUACCUGAUGAUUUACAUUUGUCAAAAAAGUUUAUGGAUAAGCAUUCUCAAUCGGUAGUUUCCACAUUUGUGGACAAAGCAACUUUAACAGCUGACCUAGAAUGUGAUAACAAUAAUGAAGAAAACUUAUUGGAAAAAAAUGUUUCUCAUGAAGAAAAUCUUAAGGAGACUCAUGAGCAUCUAUUAACUAAAAAUUCAAAAUCUAGUUCUGAAAAUAAGGAUUCACUAUGGAAUGUUUUGCCUCCUCUUGCAAUGGUAAAGGCAAGAUCUAGGAGCUAUGUGUUUGGCUGCAAGGGUCUGACUGGUUCUCUUUUAGGAAGUGAUGAAUUAAAUCGUUUCUUUCCUGAUAACCAAGUUACUAUUUUUGUUGGUACUUGGAAUAUGAAUGGUCAUGAUCCUCCUCGGAGCUUAGAUGACUUUUUACUUCCUCUGGCCAUAAACACAUUGCCUGAUAUCUAUGCAAUUGGUAUACAAGAGAGCAUGCAAUCAAGGUUAGAGUGGGAAGUUUUGCUUCAGACAACACUAGGACCCUCUCAUGUUCUGUUCACUUCCACUUCUCUGGGAGUGCUGCAUCUGUGCAUUUUUCUCAGGAGAGAUCUCAUUUGGUUCUGUUCUGAACCAGAAGAAUCAAGUGUUGCCACCAGACCAGGAACUAUGGUGAAAACAAAGGGUGCUGUAGCUAUAUGUUUCAUGUGUUUCGGCUCUUCUUUCUUGUUUGUGAAUUCUCAUCUGACAGCUCAUGAACAAAAACUCAAAGAAAGAUUGUCUGAUUAUGAAAAAAUUAUUUCUUCUUUGGAUUUGCCUAAAUCUAUUCCUUUAAAGAACCAUUUUCAUGAUAAAGAUGUGACUUCACGCUUUGAUUGCGUGUUUUGGUGCGGAGAUUUAAAUUUUCGAGUCAUGCAUGAUCGGCCAUCAGUUUUGUCAUUUGUAGAAGAAAAGGUGCGCAACGCUCGACCUUCCUGCAGUUUUCUAGUAAAACACGACCAAUUACAUAAAGCCAUGGAAGAAGGGCAGGCCUUCCAUGGCUUCAAAGAAAGUGUCAUUCAUUUCAUUCCUUCCUACAAGUUUGAUGUGGGAACAAGUACCUUCAACUCCUCAAAGCUUCGGGUGCCGUCUUACACAGAUCGCAUCUUGUAUCGUUGUAAAGAAAAAUCUUCAGUCUCUUGUCUUUAUUACAAUGCUGUUCCGGAUAUUUCAACAUCUGACCACAAACCUGUGUAUGCUGUUUUCAAAGUUAAACUCAGACCUGGAAGAGACAAUGUUCCAUUGGCUGCUGGAAUGUUCAAAAGAGAUGUAUAUUUAGAAGCAAUCAAGAGGCGCUCAAAUUUUUUAGAAGUACGUCAGAAUCAAGGACAAAGUGCGAUAUGCAGUGUAAUGUAAGGAGAUGAGUUCCAGAAGGAUGAAAAACAUGUUUUUGUCACUAGCAAGAGUAAAUGGAUUAGAAUAUCGGUUUUCUCAAUUAUAUUUUUCACUAUAAGUUCUAUUUUGGGAUUUGUUUUACUUCCUGUGUGAAUCAGAUUAUAUUUACUCAAAUGCCAUAGAUGUUCUAUGGGAUAUUUUUGUAUGGUGAGCUUAUGAGCUUGAGUGUAUAUGAAUACAAUUUCAGUAAGAUUAAAUACUCAAGCGAAAUGUGAUGAAUUGAAGUGUUUAGGAAGUAAUUCUUCUAUAGAAUUAAUUCUGCAAUAGUUGAGUGAUUGUCCAUUUUGGUUGGCAGCAAUUAUACCAAAAAAAAAAAAAAAAUGAUGCAAUCAGCUGAAUAUCAAUUUUCAAAGUUUAAAUCAACUUUGAAAAGGUUUGAACUAUGAAACAAGUUACUCUUAAAAUAUGAUUAUUUGAAAGGAAUCAAACUAAGAAUUUUAUGAAUGUAUAAUUCCCCUUUAUGAUUUUUAUAUGUAGAGAUAUAUAUUAAGUAAUAUUUUCAAAUUAAGACUGCCUACCUAAUGCUUACUUAAAUAAUAAUAAUAAUAAUAAAGAAUAGUUUUUAGGCCACUAGUUUAUUUAUUAAAGCCAGUAAUAUGGUAAAACUCCAAGCACUGUCAGUAAAGAAAACUAUUCAUAUAGUAGCACAGUCCUGUUAUUUUUCUAUAUUCUAGAAGUAGAUAAAUGUUUGGAUAUUGUAUAUUUUUAAUGCUCAUUUAUGUUGUCGAAUUAUGAUGAUAUAACAAGCAUCUGCAUUAGUGAUAAAUAUAGAUUAAAAUGUCAUGUUAAUUAAUAUUUUUUGAAGAAAUAAGUCGCCAUUCAGCAAUUUUUAUGAUAGCAAAUGUCAUAUUCCAUGAUCAUUUAGCUAUAAAAUCGUCAUAUAUUGUCAGUGGCUAUCAGGAAGAUUAUUUUUAGAUUUAUAUUGAAGUGUUACUUAUGGGUUAGUGUAAUGCACUUUAAUGUGAUAAUUAAGCUUUCAAACACUAACCUUGAUAAGAUAUUGCUAUUGAUUAACGCAGCACAUAUUAUAACGUUGUAAUAGGAUUUUGUUGUAUAAAAUAAAUAUGUUACAUACUAUCCGUCCAGCAAAAUAUUCAUACUUAUAUUGAUACAAAUUCAUGAAAUCUACAUUUCACAAAUUGCCUUUUUAAGAUUUAAAACUUUUUUCUACCGGGGGAAAAAAUUCUACAGGAAUGUUGGUUUGGAUAAAAAUUUCUAAUUUUACUGACAAAAUAACCUUUCUAAUAAAAUUGAAUUCCAAAAGUCCUCCUUAAUUCAUUUUUAAAAAAUAAAAUUAAGAAUUUUAAUUUUUUGACAAAUUUUUAAUAAAUACAUAUAUUGACAAGCAUCUGAAGCAUUUUAAAAUUUCUUUUUAUUGUAUGCAAACUGGUCAUGAAUACUAAAUGAAAACUGUCAAUAUGAAAUGUUUAUUAGUAUCUUCUUCUAUAUCUUUUACCCUGAUGUUAAGGAGCUGACUUAGAAUUGCACAAAAUAUCUCAAAGCUGUUACUGGCCCCACCUCAGAAAAAGUGCCUUGUAACUGACAUUUUUUUUUUUGUGCUCUGUAUUAGAUGUUUAAUUUGCUAAAUCUAGUCAUAUUUGGAAGAGUUUAGAGUAAAUCAAUAAAAUUAUUUAUAUAGGAACAUGCACUCUUAUUCCAGUUAUCUUUAAAGGAAUGUUUUAGAUGUUUUGCAUGUAAAAUGUGCCGAAUAAGGCUGUAAUCCGGCAAUCAAGAAAACCUUUCUCUUUGGCAGAAUGGCUCCAAAGGUAGAUGAUUUUGGCUGCCAAGACUGUAUAUCAAAUUAUAUUUUUCUAACUUAUUUCAUUUUUAAGUUAAAUUGUCAUAACUUCCUCUCAAUUAUUCUAGUGUUAAAAUCACAUGCAUGUAGAUGGGCAGGUAUAUUUCCCAAUAAAUGGAUUUUACAGAAUCAGAUAUUUUGAUAAAGAUGUGAAUAUAUAAUAUGUUCACAAUAAAUGUUCACAAAUAAAUAAAUACGAAAAUGUGCAACCUCAUGUGCUCUUUCAGUUUUUCUUAUAUAUUUUAUUGUGUAGGAAACUUCUGAGGCAUGCAUGUUUUUUUUUUGGGGGGGGGGAUUGAUUUUUUAAUUUGAAUGAUUGAUUUAUUGCUGAUUUAAAUAAGAUAUAAUGAAAAAAGUAAUUAAAACAAUACGUUUUGAGAAGACAUAAGUGAGUGCAAUUUUGCUUAUCCUCAUAUGCAUAAUUUGGAGCUCUUUCUCAUACAAUAACAGAUUUUUAACACUCUCAAUGUUUUGUUCUGUAUUUGGAUCAGAUUAUCAAAUCCAUUAAGGAAUUAUUCAUUUUUUUUUAUUUGCUAAAAAAACCCAUUCAUAACUAUUAUUAUUCUAAAAAUCAACUUUUUUCUUUGUUUAUGAUUCUAAAUGAAAGUCUAGGUCCUUUUUUCAUUUUUAUAUUAAAGAUAAAACUAAUUUUUUCUAAAAUUAUGAAAAAAAAAGAAAAAAAAAAGAUUUUUUUAGAUUUUGAAUAUCAAUCCGAUAUAUUCAAGAUUCAAGCAAAUUAUAAUGACAAAAAUUUCACUGUAUUUAUAAAUU
This is a messenger RNA of Argiope bruennichi, 5727 nucleotides long. RefSeq lists its product as uncharacterized. The transcript is spliced from 11 exons. Gene Ontology annotation, molecular function: phosphatase activity. Bases 279 to 3119 code for a protein of 946 amino acids. Gene Ontology annotation, biological process: phosphatidylinositol dephosphorylation. Lineage: Eukaryota; Metazoa; Arthropoda; Arachnida; Araneae; Araneidae. The record is from RefSeq and is a predicted model, not a curated record.